AUGGUUCAGCAAGACCCCCACCAAGGCGGCACUCUCUCCGAAAUGGCCCCUCAAGGCACGACCAUGCCCAAUGAUGCCGGCAGGAUGAAUACCAUUCCCUCAGUGCCACGCCCAGACCAGCGUGCUGAGAACUUUGGUUUCGACAACGAAGGCAUCGCCAAGCCCACAACAGCGACGGCUGCUGACAACACUACCGACUUGCCACGCUCGACCCGGGAUGUGGGCGAGGCUGGCGAUGUCAUUAGCGGCACGGGCAACUCCAUGCCGGCCGGCGUCGAGGCCAAGCGUUCCUACAUGGGCCCUAAUCACCACGCUGGCCAUGGUGAUACUCGCGAUUUCAAGCAUGCUAAGUAUGGCCGGAGUGUGAUUGAGCGCUAUCAGGAGGAGUAG
This is a messenger RNA of Penicillium hordei, 390 nucleotides long. RefSeq lists its product as uncharacterized. The record is from RefSeq and is a predicted model, not a curated record. The transcript has a single exon. Lineage: Eukaryota; Fungi; Ascomycota; Eurotiomycetes; Eurotiales; Aspergillaceae. The coding region runs from base 1 to 390 and encodes 129 amino acids.